This is a messenger RNA of Ilex paraguariensis (yerba mate), 504 nucleotides long. The record is from the annotation of a GenBank genome assembly. NCBI's taxonomy places the organism in Eukaryota, Viridiplantae, Streptophyta, Magnoliopsida, Aquifoliales, Aquifoliaceae.
AUGCCUCCUACAAACACGAAUCCACAGACUGGAACAUUUAUUGCAAAAAACCUUUCAAAAUUGGUGUAUUUUACCGAGUCGAGGCAGCAAGGGGCGAUUCCUCAAGAAACGCAAAAACACGCAGCAAACUCCUCUGGUAUGCCUCCCUUGAUUUUAAAAAUCCAACCCAAAUCUAAUAUCAAAAAGAACUUCGCCUCUCUUUUCAAGAAACCCUCUUCUACUCUGUCCCAUUUGGUGUCUGUUAUUCCUUUGGAUCCUUCGACUUCCUCGGCACCACUAGAAGUUUCUCAGCCAAUUGAGGGGGUGCCUUCUCCGCAAGGUCAUGGGAUGCUUGAAUGUCGCAAAGGCAAGAGGGAAGAUGAGGCACCCCUAGGAAAGCAGGCGAAUGACACAAAGGAGGAAGGAAAGCAGAAAAUGGGGAAAGUGAAGAAGGUUGACAACCCAAGGGAAAGGAAAAGGAAUGGCAGAAAGUCACAAGAAAAGGGGGUUCCAAAGCAAUUUUGA